GAUCAAACGUGGAAAUUGUGUUUAAAGAGAAAGAGAGAAUGGGCAUUUUAGUCCAAUAAAUAACUGGUACUGUCAAUUCACCUCGUCUCGCGGCUGGAAAUCUGAAAUCGUUUUCUUUCUCAAGUCGGUUCUGAGAGCUCGGACCACCUAAACCAAAAACGGAAACAGAAAAAGGAAAACUUUCUCUUAAAGCACUUUCAUUUUUGUUGUUGUUUUAAGGAGUUGAAUCUCAAUCAUCGGAACCGAAUCCUAGCUAUUCCUGGCUUUGAAGCUGGAUUUCUUGCAGUUUGUUUUUAAAAUUUGUUUUUUCUGUUCUAAUCUCGAUAAAGUUCCUGCUUGUUGGCUUCGAAGUGAAUUCAGCUCUCUGUUCUCUUUACGUACUCGAAGAAACUGUCAAAUUCUGAAUUUUUAAGAAGGAUUUCAGAAAUAAAUGGCCAAGCGAGGAUAUAAGCUGCAGGAAUUUGUGGCGCAUUCAGCGAACGUGAAUUGUCUAAGUAUUGGGAAGAAAUCAUGUCGGCUUCUCAUAACUGGUGGGGAUGAUCACAACGUCAAUCUUUGGGCGAUUGGGAAACCCUCUUCUUUAAUGAGCCUAUGUGGUCAUAUAAGUCCAGUUGAAUCAUUAGCUUUUGAUUCAGCUGAAGUGUUGGUGCUUGCUGGAGCUUCUGCUGGUGUGAUAAAGCUGUGGGAUUUGGAAGAAGCAAAGAUGGUCCGCACUCUUGCCGGACAUAGAUCCAGUUGUACUGCUGUUCAGUUUCAUCCAUUUGGGGAAUUCUUCGCUUCUGGGUCCAUGGACACAAAUUUAAGGAUUUGGGAUAUCAGGAAGAAAGGAUGCAUUCACACAUACAAAGGUCAUACUCGAGGCAUUAGUACUAUCAGAUUCACUCCUGAUGGUCGCUGGGUAGUAUCUGGUGGAUUUGAUAAUGUAGUAAAGGUGUGGGAUCUUACGGCUGGCAAACUCUUGCAUGACUUUAAGUUUCAUGAAGGGCAAAUUAGAUCCAUAGACUUCCAUCCCCUUGAGUUUCUCCUGGCCACAGGUUCAGCAGACAGAACUGUGAAAUUCUGGGAUUUGGAAACCUUUGAACUGAUUGGAUCUUCCAGACCUGAGACUACUGGAGUUUGUUCAAUUAUCUUUCAUCCAGAUGGGAGGACCAUAUUUUCUGGUUUGGAAGAUAGUUUGAAGGUCUAUUCAUGGGAACCAGUUAUAUGUCAUGAUGCUGUUGAUAUGGGAUGGUCAACACUCAGUGAUCUCUGCAUUAACGAUGGAAAGCUUUUGGGAUGUUCCUUCUAUGAAAAUUCUGUUGGAGUUUGGGUAGCAGAUGUUUCGCAUAUUGAGCCAUAUGGAUCUGGUGUACCUGAUCAAAAUGACUACACAGAGAAGAAAAUUAAUCCCUUGGGAACUCAUUCUUUGGGGAAAGUAGGGACUGGCAUUAGAUCCACUUCCAGUUUGUGCUGCAGGUCUCCUGAUUAUGACACAAAGGAGAUCAAGACAAUAUAUGUGGACACUACUGGUGGAAAACCUAUGGCUUCCCUUAAAGUUGGGUCUUUGGAAUCUCCAAAAAUUGUACUCCCUGUGGAUUCCAAGGAAAUCACUGAUCUGCAAGCAGAGAAGCAGAAUACUGCAAAAGAUUCACUGGAAAAAUUUAAUGUGCAAGCACUUAUUAAAUCUUCUGUUGUUCCUAGUAUUGUACCUUCUGAGAGUCCUGCUGGGAAAGACUCUGCCAAUUCUGGCAAAGAAUCUAUUACCUUUUCUAAGACAAAACCUGGUAUGCUGCUCAGGCCGGCUCAUGUACGGAGGCCUUCAGUUAACAAAGUUGAAACUGAAAAGCUGUCUACACCUGUUGAAUCUGGAAGUUUUAGUAGCAUGAAUGGUGAUAUGGACUGUGCAAAGGAUCCAAACUUCCAAACUCGGCUUCUGUCAUCAGAUGGAGCAUUAAAAUCUGUUGAAAAGGACUCUGAUAUCAAGAGUUCUACGGAGAAGAUUCAAAAAGUUGUAUCCCUGCAAGGACAUUUGAAUCAAGAAAACUGUGAUGAAACUCUUAAUCACAGCAAAGAAACUCACUCUAUUAAAUAUGUCAAUGGAGUUGCUGUUGUACGGGGAAGGACACGCUCUCUAGUGGAGAGGUUUGAAAGAAGAGAGGGAUUUAAUACCAAUGAUGAUCAAGCAGCUAAUAUCACUCCCCAGAGGACUGUUAUUAGCAAUGAAGACCAAGCAACAAUUAUCACACCUAGCUUGAGACUCAGUAACAAUGAAGAUCAAGCACCUAAGGUUACCCCUGAAAUGAGAAUUGAUAGCAAUACAGAUCAAACAACUAGCACUAUCACUCAUGUGAGAUUUCAAAACGAUGAAGGUCAAACAACUAAGACUACGUCUCCUGUGAGAUUUAAGAACAGUGAAGAUCAAUUCACUACUUCACCACCAGUGGGAUUUAAUGACAGUGAAGAUCUAACAACUAAUGCUACCUCUCCAGCGGGAUUUAGGAACAGUGAAGAUCGAACAACUAAUACUUCCCCUCUAGGGAGUUUUAUGAACAGGGAAGAUCAAAUGACUAAUACUACCUCUUCUGGGAGAUUUGUGAGCUGUGAAGAUCAAAUGACUAAUUCUACCCCUCCUGGGAGAUCUAAGAACAGUGAAGAUCAAGUGGCUAGUGCUACUCCUGGAAGAUUUAAGAACAGUCUAAAUCAAGUGGCUAGUACUACCCCUCCUGUGAGAUUCAAGAAAAGUGAAAACCAAGCAGCUAAUACAACCCUUUCUGUGAGAUUUAAGAAAAGUGAAGAUAAACCAACUAAGGCCAUCCCUCGUAUGAGGUUUAAGAACAAUGGAGAUCAACCAACAAACACAACUCCUUACAUGAGAUUUAAGAACAAUGAAGAGAAGGCAGCUAAUAUGUCUCCCAAUAUGAGAUAUAGGAACAAUGGAGAACAAGCAACGAUUUUAAGCUCUCACCUGAUGGUUGAAGCCGACAAAAGACCCACCAAUCUGAAUCGAGAACCUCAAAUUCCAGGAAGGGAUACAACCCCUGCAAAUGAUGGGGAAGUUAUUGAAAAUUUGAUGCACACUCAUGAUGUAUUUAUAAGUACUCUUCGGUCUCGCUUGACAAAAUUACAGGUGAUUCGACAUUUUUGGGAAAGAAAUGACAUUAAAGGUGCCAUAGGUGCUAUGAUGAAGCUUCCAGAUCAUUCUGUGCAAGCUGAUAUAAUCAGUAUCCUGAUGGAGAAAAUGGAGACUCUCAACUUAGAUUUAUUUUUGUGCUUGCUUCCUGUGCUUGUUGGUUUACUUGACAGCAAGAUGGAAAGGCAUGCAAACAUCUCACUGGAGAUGCUUCUGAAGCUUGUAGCAGUAUUUGGCCCAAUGAUACGUGCAACCGUUUCAGCACCUCCUGCCGUCGGUGUUGAUCUUCACCUGGAGCAAAGGCGAGAAUGCUGCAAACAAUGUUUUGUACAUCUUCAGAAGGUCCAGAAAAUUCUUCCUGAUCUUGUAAGGAGGGGUGGUUUGCUGGCAAAGAGUGCUACAGAAUUGAACUUGGUUCUUCAAGAAUCAUAGGCAAUACUGCAAACCAAUACUAGUUUCUGCUACAGCUCUUAAGAGCUGCUCGAUCGAUACUUUAACGGGAUACUAUCUAAUACAGCAUUUUCACAUAUCGUUGUGUGUAUUCACAAUUUUGUCUUGCUGCUGCAUACAUUCUGCUGUCAUCUUUGAUUUUCGGCUCUCUUGUAGAUGCCAUAGGCUGAGACUCUUGUGAGCAAAGGUAAGAGCAGCACCAUGCCUUAACUGUCAGCACCUGCAUUUUCAGAAGGUAGAAGGAUUGUCAAUUUUGGCCUGCUGGUGCUAUGUAGGAAAUUCCUUUUCAUGAUUCUUUGAUUCCAGGUAAUGUGUAAUUUUCCAUUAAAAUGAAGGUAACUGUGGUUAAGUAUAUAUAGUUUAUGUAUCUUAUAUUUGUAAUGAUCAAUGAAAUACAUAUACUUUUGAAGCUUCCCA
Mangifera indica (mango) is the source of this 3976-nucleotide messenger RNA. Its product is annotated as katanin p80 WD40 repeat-containing subunit B1 homolog KTN80.2-like. The transcript has 18 exons. Bases 431 to 3541 code for a protein of 1036 amino acids. Gene Ontology annotation, cellular component: katanin complex. The record is from RefSeq and is a predicted model, not a curated record. Gene Ontology annotation, biological process: microtubule depolymerization; microtubule severing. NCBI's taxonomy places the organism in Eukaryota, Viridiplantae, Streptophyta, Magnoliopsida, Sapindales, Anacardiaceae. Gene Ontology annotation, molecular function: microtubule binding.